AUGGACAUCACAUUGGUUGUUAACCAGUAAAGGUGCAAUAAGCAUCUAAAUACUACUUCUCUACUUGCUACUGCUUCUGCUUGCUCUUUGGGGUCUAGGCCGGGUUACUGUAGAGCACUUUGUGACAACCGUUGAUGUAAAAAAGGCCUUUAAUAAAUACAUUUGGGGCUGGUUUCCUGGAACAUGAUUAUGUCUGGUCCUAGACUAAAAAGCAAGAUUAUGUCUGGUCCUAGACUCCAUUUAAAUAGCUCUUUAGUCCAGGACUAGGCUUAUUGUAUGGAUAGACUGAUCCGUGAUAUCUGUCUGCCUGUAGACUUCCCAGGGGACAGUGUGUGUGGUCGGGGUGCGUCGGAGCGGGAACGGGAGCGGGCCAGCCCCCUGCUGUGGAAGAACCUUCCCCGGAGAAGGCUGGCCUCGCACCCUGCCGAGAGCUCCAGCGAGGCGGACAUCGACAGCGACAGCGGCUACUGCAGCCCCAAACACAACCAGCAGGCCCCGGGGGCUACGCAACGCACUGCCGACGCUGCUACAGCUCCUACGGUAAGCCCCACCUUUAACCCUAACCAUUUACUACUUUAUAGUACUAUAAACUACUGUGAACCCAAACACUACUGUAGCCCCGGGGCUACAGAACACUCUACCACAGCUCCUACGAUGGCAGGUCCUAACUCUAACCCUAACUCUAUACUACUGUACUGUAGCCUCAAACACAAGGUAACCCCAGACCUAGCUAUAACCUAACCUUCACCUGCAUGACUGAAGUGAAAUAUCUAACAUGCUUCUCCUCUCUCUCUCUCUCUCUCUCUCUAUCUCUACAGGGAGUGGAUGCAGGUGUAAUGACAGGUAGGCUUUGUUUUUAUGAUUAAUAAUUGGAUUUCUGAUAAGACAGAUGAUUACAUUGGCUUUCCCCUUGGCUGUGUCCUCCUCUUAACUUUGUGUGUCUAUCUCUGUCUGUGUGUCUCUGUGUGUGUGUGUGUAGCGGUAAGCUGGGUGAACGUAGCGUCUCAGGCCACUCAGAGGUCGUGGUCAGACAACAGGACCACCCCGUUCCAACGGACAGGGAAGACCACUGAUCAGAGGAACUACUUACAGGUACAUUGGGCCUCACCUGAGAUGAUCUUGACCUCACCUGGGCAACUGUAAUUAUCUCUCUGACCCUCUCCCGCUCAUCCCCACUUACUCUCUCUCUCUCUCUUUCUCGCCCCCUCUCCAGCAGGACUUCCAUGCAGGGUACUCAGGGGGGCGUGUCUGUCCUAACCCCACCCCCGCAGACACCAACUGUGGUCUGCAGCAGAGACGGCUCCAGCCCGGAGUAGGCCCUGGGACGGCGCUUGCUCCUGAGCCCCUCUACUUCGAGGUGGGAGAUAUUGACAUGAAACUCACCUCACUCACACACUGCAGCAUCUCAUUCUGUCUCCUGAUGUGGAUAAAUACAGAAAUCAUCGGUCACUCAACCUUUCUGCAUUUCACAAUAUGCAUUUCAGUUGGAAUCAAAUCCUUACUUGAGAUACAACUGUAACUUGAACUGUCAUGUAAAUCCUGUAUCUCCCAUUAAUAGGAGAUUUCAGUUCCAUGUAUCUGUUUAUUUCCAACUUGGUCAAUGUGUAUUAGGAGUUAGUGAGGCUUUAGAUGUACAAAAGCUGAGGUAUUGUAUGAAAUAGUCCUCAAUCAGAAUGUAAUGGUAUGGUAGAGCUGUACUAGUCAGGUGUUUGGUAAAGUCUAAAGUCUGUCUCAUCUGUUUCAGGAUGAGGAGGAGUUUCCAGAGCUGGUCUCAGGAGGAGGAGCACAGAGGAACAACAAACCAGACCACAACCCUUCCCAGACCCAGAACCAACACCAGACCAAACUAACCAAGAACCUGGUGAGAGACCAGCUAAACUCUCCUCCCUUCCUUCCUUGAGGAUUUCACAGAUUUUUUUUUUGCAAGAAAAAGUUUGAUCACAAAACAUCUAUCCCAGUAGUGACUGUUGUUCCCCCGCUCCUCUCUCUCUCUCCAGCUGGAUAACCUUCCAGAGAACUCUCCCAUCAACAUCGUCCAGACUCCCAUCCCAAUCACCACCUCCGUCCCCAAGAGGGCAAAGAGUCAGAGGAAGAAGGCCCUGGCUGCUGCCCUGGCUACAGCACAGGAGUACUCUGAGAUCAGCAUGGAGCAGAGGAAACUACAGGUACCAGCAUGCACUCUGUUAGCUAGCUAGGAAACUACAGGUACCAACAUGCAAUAUCUUAGCUAGCUAGGAAACUACAGAUACCAGCAUGCACUCUGUAAGAUAGCUAGGAAACUACAGGUACCAACAUGCACUGUUAGCUAGGAAAUUACAGGUGACAGCAUGUGCUCGGUUAGCUAAUCACAGAAAACUACAGAUACCAACAUGCUCUGUCAGCUAGACAUAGUGCAGGACUAUAGGCAUCUCAAUGGAAAAACUAUACAUAGUUCUAUUGUACUACUAUGAGUGUGCUGAGCCAGUGUUGCUGUUCCCUGUGUGUGCCUGUAGGAGGCGCUGACCAAAGCAGCAGGAAAGAAGAGUAAGACUCCAGUCCAGUUGGACCUGGGAGACAUGCUGGCUGCACUGGAGAAACAACAACAGGCCAUGAAGGCUAGACAAAUAAACAACACCAAACCACUGUCCUUCACAGGUACACACUGCACCACACACACACUGCACCACACACACACACACACACUGCACCACAAACACACACACACACUGCACCACACACACACACACACUGCACUGCACCGCACCACACAUACACACUGCACCACACCACACAUACACACUGCACCACACCACACUGCACCGCACCGCACCACACACACUGCACCGCACCACACCCACACACACACUGCACCGCACCACACACACACACACCACACUGCACCGCACCCCACACACACACUGCACCGCACCACACCACACACACUGCACCGCACCACACACACACACACUGCACCGCACCACACCACACACACUGCACCGCACCCACCACACACACUGCACCGCACCACACCACAACUACACGCACACCGCCACAACACACUGCAACCACACACACACCUGCACCGCACACACACACACUGCACGCACCCCCACACACACUGCACCGACCACUCACACACACUCACGCACCACAUCCCUCACUAACGCACCUGCACCCCCAACACAUGCACCCCACCCACUGCACCGCCCCACUGCCCCACUUCCUCUCUCUGACUGCCCUCUCUCUCUCUCUCUGACUGCCCUCUCUCUCUCUCUCUGACUGCCCUCUCUCUCUCUCUGACUGCCCUCUCUCUCUCUCUGACUGCCCUCUCUCUUGCUUUCCAGUGGGUACAGCAGCUCCGUUCCAUGGUUCAGGUGCCGGGCCAGGAGCAGGGUCCGGUGUAGCGUCAGUGUUGAAGGCCCAGCAGCCCCACUCUGCCCCCCACAACAUGCUGGACUCUAGCGCUCCGCGCCUGAAGAGGGGGAAGGAGAGAGAGAUCCCUAAAGUCAAACGACCCACCGCCCUGAAGAAGGUGAGAGGAUAGAGCUCUCUCAAUGUGUGUCUGUCUUCCUCUCUCUAGCUCUCGCUCUCUCUGCCUCUCUCUUGUCUGUCUCUCUGUGUGUGUGGGUCUAACCCAGUCUCUGUUCUCUCUGUGUAGAUCAUUCUGAAGGAGCGUGAGGGGAAGAGGGGGAAGGUGUGUGUGGACCAGACUGCUGCCGGCCAGGAUGAACAGGGAGAGGAGGAGCUGCACUUCACUGACGACCUCACACGGGAACCUGCCUCUCAGGAGGGUAGGUACAGGGUUAGGGGUCAGGGGUUAAGGGUCAGAGAGAGGAGGAGCUACACUUCACUGAUGACCUCAAACAGGACCUUGGCGGAGUUUGCUCAUUUUAGACCAUUCCAUUGGUCUUAAAGUUAAUGCUUUUAAAACUAAUACUCCUACUGAUCUGCUUGUGUGACAUGGUGUUGUCUAAUGUACCUCCCUGUGAUAUUUGGCUCCCUGUCUGUUUCCUGUAGAGAACGGUCUGAGCGUGCCCAGUGAUGACGCGUCCCUGUCCCCGGCUAGUCAGAACUCUCCGUACAGCAUCACACCUGUUUCCCAGGGUUCCCCUGCCUCCUCCGGCAUUGGCAGCCCCAUGGCCUCUAACGCCAUCACCAAGAUACACAGCCGCCGCUUCAGAGAGUGAGUCUCUCUCUCACAGACACACAAAUUGUUCUGUACUGAGAAUCCUAGCGGUUGAAAUGUCAUAAACUCAUUUGGUGGGUUAGCAACACAAAAGCAUUUAGUAACAUAAAUAUCUAUCCGCCCAAUGGGUGUUUAGAGCAGGGCUAUACAAUAAGGACUUGCAUGUACACACACACUGCUUUGUUUCUUAAUGUCUUCAGAUGUAGGCCCUUUGUCUCCGCCCAGCUCUUCAGCACUGUGUCAGACAACCUACGACCUCUCUAUUAUAUUUACAUUUUAGUUAUUUAGCAGACGCUCUUAUCCAGAGCCACUUACAGGAGCAAUUAGGGUUAAGUGCCUUGCUCAAGGGCACAUCGACAUAUUUUUCACCUAGUCGGCUCGGGGAUUAGAACCAGCGACCUUUCGGUUACUGGCACAACGCUCUUAACCACUAAGCUACCUGCCGCCCCACUAAGCUAUGCCUCUCCUCUCUUCCUCACACCAUAUCAUACCAUAUCUACACCAGUGGUUCCCAGACUCCUGUCCUCCAAUCCCCCCAACAGCACACGUUGUUGUUGUUGCCCCAGACAAACUCCCCUGAUUCAACUCAUUGGGGGAUUGAUGAUUAGUUGACAAGUUGAAUCAGGUGUGUUUAUCAGGGGCUACAACACAACUGUGUACUGUUGGGAGGACUGGAGUUGGGAACUACUGAUUUACACAAUGGUGUGUGUGUUUUAUAAUAUUGGUCUGUGUAUGCAUGUGAGUGUUUUCUAAUAUUGUUUUUUUUGUGUGUGUUAACCUGUUUGUGUGUGUGUGUGUGUGUGUGUGUGUGUUAACAUGUUUGUGUGUGUCCCUCUUAGGAUUGGGCCAAUAUAUGAUUAAAUCAAAUAUCGUGAUAUUUGACAUUGAUGAUAUUACGUGAUGUGCAAGACUACUCUAUUUGAAAUGUACAAAUCAAAACUGAAUUUUUACGUCUAAAUUAAUGAACUGAGCCUUAUUUUUUCACCAUACUACAAUUAUUUAAUGAGAAUGCGACAAUAAUAUCGUAAAUAAGAUACAAAAAUUGCACAGUCUGGAAUGAUGUAGUCAUUAACGGCGCAAAACGAUUAUAUCGGAUAGCGCAAUAUUUGGAGUAGCAUAUCGUCGAAGAGGUCUCCCCAAAUGUUGCCCAACCGUAGUCCCUCUCUCUCUGUUUCUCUGUCUCCAGGUAAUGUAACCAGGUAUUAAAUAAGGAGAUUGAUGAAUGUGUUAUCAUAUUAGUGUCUUUCUCUGUCUCCAGGUACUGUAACCAGGUGUUGAAUAAGGAGAUCGAUGAGAGUGUGACGAUGCUGCUGCAAGAGCUGGUCCGGUUCCAGGAGAGGGUUUAUCAGAAGGACCCCAGCAAAGCCAAGACCAAACGCAGACUGGUCAUGGGCCUUAGAGAGGUCACCAAACACAUGAAGCUCCACAAGAUCAAGUGUGUCCUCAUCUCCCCCAACUGUGAGAAGAUCCAGGCCAAAGGUCAGGGGUCAUUCUUGUCAUUAAUCCUUAUGUUUUUUGAAAAGGAUUGAACCACGGAGUGUACUACUCUACCUGGUCCAAUAAGAACACAAGGUUUUUUUUGCAGUUGCAAAGCAUUUUGCUACAGUGUGCCUAACUGAACCUGACCCUGAUCUUGGGUGAGUGUGGGGUUCCAAAUGCAUGCUAAAUUAAUGAAUAUUUAAAAUAUUCAACCACAUUUGCCAUUUUACAGUGUCCACCAGAGGGCGGUAGCAUAUUGAUAUGCUCAGCACAGGCUGCAUCAAAUCUUAUACAUAAAACUAGUGACUGUAUUGUCUAUGGCAGGGGUGAGGCUCUGUAAAACAUGAUAGAUAGCCAUGACCAGGGAGCAGGACUGUUUAUAUAGUGAUAUUUCUACAGUAGUAGUGACUGUGUGUUAUUUUAUGUUCCAGGGGGUCUAGACGAGGCUCUGUACAACGUCAUAGCCAUGGCCAGAGAACAGGAGAUCCCGUUUGUGUUUGCUCUGGGUAGGAAGGCUCUGGGACGCUGUGUCAACAAACUGGUGCCUGUCAGUGUGGUGGGCAUCUUCAACUUCUCUGGAGCAGAGGUAAGACGUUGAACACAAACCUGUCUGUGUGUUUAUAACGGUUGUUAAUACUGUUAGCAGAGGUAAGGACACACUUAUACUGUUAAUACCUUAAGUUGGUGUCUUUGUUUACAGAAAAAAAAAAACUAAUGAAAGUGUGUAAAAUCUUGAUGUUAUGUCUUUCUCUCUUUCUCUCUCCUCUCCCGUCCUCCACCCCUCCUUCUCCCCCCUCCUCUAGGGUCUGUUUAACCGGCUGGUGUCUCUGACGGAGGAUGCUCGUAAGUCCUACAAGGACAUGGUGUCAGCGCUGGAGCAGGAGCAGGCUGAGGAGGCGCUGAAAAACGUCAAGAAGGUCACCCACCACAUGGGCCACUCCAGGAACCCCUCCGCCGCCUCCGCCAUCUCCUUCUGCUCUGUCAUCUCUGAACCCAUCUCUGAGGUCAACGAGAAGGAGUACGGUAAGCGAUGACCCUGAUCCCGACCUUUAACCCUGACUCUGAUCCUGACCCAUCUUUGAGCUCAGUCUCUCUCUUUACAUGAAAUCUGAAAUCUCUAUUUCCCGCUCUCUCCUCCCCCUCUCUCUCUCCUCAGAGACCAACUGGAGGAGUAUGGUGGAGUCGUCAGACGGGCUGGAGCCUGUGGAGGCUAAACCCAGGCGCACCGCUGCUUCCUCCGGGUUGCAGAGAGACAACCAGCCCCCCUCCACCACCACUAACCGCAGCCCUUACUCCACUACCCUCCAGCUCAGAGCAGCCGUCCAUGCUCCAGCCUCAGGCCCGGGGGAGAGAGAGGAGGGCCGGGCAGACGACCGGUUGGAGCUGGCCUCCCAGCAGAGCACGGAGACAGGUAGCCUGGAUGGGAGCUGCAGGGACCUCCUCAACUCCUCCAUCACAUCCACCACCUCCACCCUGGUCCCUGGUAUGCUGGAGGAGGCAGAGGAAGAGGAGGAGGAGGAGGAAGAGUACACACCAGAGCCCAUCUCUGUGGAGGUGCCUGCGGUCAUCAGCCGUAUUGAGUCCUGGGUGUCUAAGACGCUGGAGAACCUUCAGCUGGGGAAGAGCCCGGACAGCACAGAGGAGGAGGAGGAGGAAGAAGAGGAGGAGGAGGGAGGGCAGAGUGAGGAGGAAGAGGAGUUGGAUUCUGCUGAUGUCACAGAGACGGGACUGGAGAGGACGGAGAAUAUGGAGGCCAAGAAAAUCACUGGCUGAUUAGACCUCCUUCAUCCCCCGCUCUCCCUCUCUCUCUCUUUCUCUUUUGUUUCUCUCUAAGUUUUCUCUCUCUCUCUCUCUCUCUCUCUCUCUCUCUGUGUACACUCCAUCCCUUGUCUUCCUCACUCCCCCUCUCUCGCACCUGUUCCCCUAACAUGCACCCUUUCACCUCUAUCACACACUCGUUCCUCCUCUCUCAUCCUCUCCUCCCCCUCCCUCUAUCUCUCACACAGUUGAACCAGCAGCUCUCCUCUCCUCUGUCUGUAACUUUGGACUUCAGACAUUAUCUCAGGAAUCAGACCAUACAAAGACAGACAGACAGACACAGACACAUACAGUCACUCACACAGACACAGAGACAGACAUACAGUCACUCACACAGACCAACCUUCAGACUGCAGAACUCUCCUGGUCUCUCUGAUGGAUAGACUCCUCUGUUCCUCUCAUCCUCCUCUCACUGAUGUGGACCUGAAACAACUGCCUCACCUAAACUGGACUGGACUGGUCUGGUCUGGUCGAUCUGGCAUCGACUGGUCUGACAUCGAAUGGGCUCGACUGGUCUGGUCUGGUCUGGCUAAGGGAAGCCCAGGCCUGGUUCCCUUCCUACCACUCCAGGUUUCCCCAGGAUAGGAAGAGGCUGUGAGGAGAGGCUUCCCCUCUGUCUGUAUGACGCAGAGCCACCGAGAUGAUAGAACUCUCAAUGAGACUGCUGACUGUAAAAAGAGAACUCUCCCUCCUUUUAGAGAGCCACCCUCCCUCCGUCAUCCCUGGGUUUUUCAUAGUGAAGGAGAAGAGUCUGGCGGUUCAGUCCAAGCAGAAGAUUGCUGAGCCCCUGCAGAGCUGA
This is a messenger RNA of Coregonus sp. 'balchen', 8261 nucleotides long. NCBI's taxonomy places the organism in Eukaryota, Metazoa, Chordata, Actinopteri, Salmoniformes, Salmonidae. The record is from the annotation of a GenBank genome assembly.